Messenger RNA from Phyllotreta striolata, 1059 nucleotides. The record is from the annotation of a GenBank genome assembly. NCBI's taxonomy places the organism in Eukaryota, Metazoa, Arthropoda, Insecta, Coleoptera, Chrysomelidae.
UUAUUUCACAUUUCACAGUCACAUUUUAAAAAUCAUAACUAAAAUUAACAAAGAGUUUCAAAGUAAACAUGCUAGAAUUCAUAAAAUAUUACCAACAGUCAAAUCUAAUUUUAAAAUGAUACUAAAAUUUUAUUGACUCCACCCAACUAAAUAAUUUACUUGUAAUGAAAGGGGCGAGAGAAGUAAAUUUUCUUAAUUGAAGAAAUUAAUAUACUUGUUCUUUUUAUUCUUAAAAUAAGUUUAAAGUUAUUCUCAGUUCAAUGAAUCAAAAAGUGAUAAUCAAGAAAAUAAUUUACUUAUAUGAAAAGUAUCAAAUGAAUUUGAUUUAAGUUAUUGAUUUACUUAUUCGAAUUAACUUUGUCUCAAGUUUAUGAUAUACUUGAAAAGAGAGUAUACCCCAGCCGACAAUCCCCACUAAUUUCUUUAACGUCUGUUGUGUUGUUUUAACAAAAUUAAGAACGGACUUGUUUAGUUCGUAGGAAUUAGGGAUGAGAUGUACUACAUCGGUAUUUGCGGUGUACGUUUUUGUAUGGAUAGUUUAGUGUAUUUGAUUUAUGUAGCUAUCUGUAUUAAGUUAUGGAGAUUAAGAGAAUGGAGAUACAGUUUAAUGAUAUAUUAGAAGAAAUGGGAUGUCCUCAUUUAAUUCCUAGAUUUGAAGAUUUAUCAAAAUCAACAGACGAAUCGUAUUUAGAAAGGAUCCGUUGGAGGAAGUUAUUGAAGACUGGAAAUCAAUACUUAAGGCAAGCGUCUGAUGAAAUAACACAUGAACUUAUACAAGAAGGUUUAAAUUUGAAGUUUAUACCUGCAAGGUCUACUCACUUUGGAGGAAUCUCAUUAACUGCUCGUACUGACUUGGUGGUUAUUAAUAAUGGUAGUUUAACAGCAGAUAGGUACAUAAGGGAGAUCCUGCAAGAACAUGUGAUACCAUUUGCCCCUUACAUUGAAAAAGUGAAGAAAUUGCUAAUCAUGCUCAGGGUUUACCUGAAGAUGAAGAAGAGCAGUGCCCUGAACAAUUUUCGAAAAUUCCUGAAAAUCUGUCCAGCUCUAUUAAAACAAUAG